Messenger RNA from Eutrema salsugineum, 1662 nucleotides. RefSeq lists its product as uncharacterized. The coding region runs from base 214 to 1443 and encodes 409 amino acids. The transcript has 2 exons. NCBI's taxonomy places the organism in Eukaryota, Viridiplantae, Streptophyta, Magnoliopsida, Brassicales, Brassicaceae. The record is from RefSeq and is a predicted model, not a curated record. Gene Ontology annotation, molecular function: methyltransferase activity.
CUUCUCUCUAACCUCAUCAUCGAUUUUCCACAGUGACAAUCAAUCUUAACUUUGUUGUGUUGAUAGCAAUUUCUCAUGCUGAUUUUUGGUAGAUCUGAAUGAGUGAAAUCGGAAUCCAAUCACUGAAGCAAGUUCGAUGAAGAUUCAAGCUAGAGUGAGACUGUAGCUUUAUCUUCUUUCUCUCAGCGCUCUCACCGUCAAAGAGCUGCUAAGAUGGGAUCUGUUUCCCUGAAGAUCGGCGAUGGAACCGCCAGAUUCCGACGAUCAACCAUUUGCUCCUCCGCCGUCAACCUCCUCAUGCUUUUCUCCGUCGUCACCACCAACCUCUUCGCCUUAUACGCCUUCUCGUCCCAUUCCCAAGCCGACUCGCCACUUCACCAUUCCAACAAUAUCUCACUCGUUUCUCAACAUCUAUCUCUCAUCCUCCGAGAGAUCGAUUCGUCUCAACGCAAGCUCGCUCAGAUGGAGAAACAGAUCCUUGGCUACGAAUCCAUCGAUCUCUCCCGACCAAACAUUGGCCCUGAGCUCAAACUGUUCCUCCAGCGUCAUCAGCUUCCUCUGGGUAAAGAUUCGCGUACAGGGAUCACUGAAAUGGUAUCAUCCGUUGGUCACUCCUGUGAAAAAUCUGCGGAUUUGCUCUCUCAGUACAUGUCAUACAAAGUAUUCGAUAGAUGUCCUGAUGAUUGGAGCCUUGGCCAAAAGCUGAUUCUCCGUGCUUGCGAGCCGUUGCCGAGAAGACGAUGCUUGGCGAAAACGGUGCCUAAGCAAGAUCUGAAACAGUCUCCUAAUUCACUGUGGGGAACUGUUAGUAACAAGAGUGUUAACUGGAGUGGCCUUGGUUGCAAGAGUUUCGAUUGCUUGAAAGGUAAGAAACUUAGCCGAGAAUGCGUUGGUUGCUUCGAUCUGAGUAGCGAGAAAGAUAAGUUUGUGAAGGUUAAGGGGAAGAACGAUUUCUUGAUUGAUGAUGUGUUGAGUCUAGGAAGUGGGAAAAUCCGGAUAGGGUUCGAUAUUAGCGGUGGAUCUGGGACUUUUGCAGCUAGAAUGGCUGAGAAGAACGUGACUGUGAUCACUAACACGUUGAACAAUGGUGCUCCAUUUAGUGAAUUCAUAGCUGCGAGAGGGAUUUUUCCCUUGUUCUUGAGUUUAGACCAUAGAUUCCCUUUCCAUGACAAUGUGUUCGAUCUCAUCCAUGCUUCUAGCGGAUUAGAUGUUGAAGGUAAACCCGAGAAGCUAGAGUUCUUGAUGUUCGAUCUUGAUCGGGUUUUGAAACCCGGUGGAUUGUUCUGGUUGGAUAACUUCUAUUGUGCUAGCGACGAAAAGAAGAAAGAUCUUACUCGUCUGAUCGAGAGGUUUGGGUAUAAGAAGCUAAAAUGGGUUAUUGGAGAGAAGAGUGAUGCACAAGUGUAUCUCUCAGCUGUUCUGCAAAAGCCGGUGAGAGCUUGAUCGUAAGGCAAAAGGAAAGAUUGUAAUGGUAAGAGUGUUACUCUUACAAUAGUUACAUUGAUCAUAGGGAUAUAAAUAUUGGAGUUCCUUAGGUGAUAUUUGUUUCAAAGGAGAAUAAGCAAUGUCGAUUAUUUAUUUACCGGGGGGAUUGGAGGAAUCAUUUGUAAAAGUUUUUCAGUACACUGUUUUGUAAUUUUGUCGAUUAUAAUUACUUUUAUG